This is a messenger RNA of Doryrhamphus excisus (bluestripe pipefish), 2542 nucleotides long. It is a transcript of the gene cog8, whose product is annotated as component of oligomeric golgi complex 8. Gene Ontology annotation, cellular component: COG complex. NCBI's taxonomy places the organism in Eukaryota, Metazoa, Chordata, Actinopteri, Syngnathiformes, Syngnathidae. The record is from RefSeq and is a predicted model, not a curated record. Gene Ontology annotation, biological process: intra-Golgi vesicle-mediated transport.
UGGUCGGCAUCGAGUGAGCGAAGAAAAACAAGAAGAAGAAGAAGCGGAAGAAGAGGCGGAAGAAGAUGACGACGACGAAAAGAGUUGGCGUUCUAACGACAUUUGUGCCAGUUUAGUUGUUUUUUUUUUAUUUCUUUCUCCCUGGUUGUCUCCCCGACCGUUCACAAACGGGGCCUGCGGAUAAAUCCCGCCGUAGCCAGAAGCCGUCCAGGAUGACGACCGUCGACGUGGAAGACGAGAGCAUUUUAGCGUCCAUCUUCCAGGAUUCCUUCCCGGACAGCUGGAGGGACAAGCCGGACUUGGCGGCCUACCUGUCAGAGCUCAGCUCCUUCGGCGUGGACAAGCUGAGCCGAGAAGAGGAGCGGCUGGCCGAGGAGCGAGCUCACAUCCUGCAGCAGACGCGGGAAUUGGCUUUCUCCAACUACCAGACCUUCAUCAGGACCGCCGACUGCACGGAGCACAUCUACCGAGACUUCGGCCGCGUCGAGGCCAGCGUGUCCCGCCUGCUGGACAAGCUGCCCGGCUUGGGGCAGAGAUGCAGGGUGUUCGUGAAGGAGGCGGAGCAGAUGGCAGCCAGUCGCCGCAUGAACAGCCUGACGUUGAACCGACACACUGAGAUCUUGGAGAUCCUCGAGAUCCCGCAGCUCAUGGACACGUGUGUUCGGAACGCUUACUACGAGGAGGCUCUGGAGCUGGCCGCCUACGUCAAGAGGCUGGAGAAGAAGCACUCGGACCUGCCCGUCAUCCAGGGAAUGGUGCGGGAAGUGCGGCAGUCAGCCCAGCUGAUGCUGCUGGGGCUGCUGCAGCAGCUGCGGAGCAACGCGCAGCUUCCCACGUGCCUCCGAGUGGUGGGCUACCUGCGGCGCAUGGACGUCUUCACGGAGGCGGAGCUUCGCGUCAAGUUCCUGCAGGCUCGCGACGCCUGGCUGCGCUCGGUGCUGGACGCCAUUCCCGAAGACGAUCCCUACACGCACGCAAGCAAGAGCGUGGAGGCGUGCAGGGUGCACCUCUUCGAUAUCGUCACGCAGUACCGCGCCAUCUUCUCCGACGACGACGAUGACGACGCUCCCCCGGGCCGGGCAGCCGUCAACGAGGCGGCCAUCUUCCACGGCUGGGUGCUCCAGAAGGUGUCCGACUUCUUGGAGACUCUGGAGCGGGACCUGCAGCGCGGAGUCGGGGGGCGCCUCGACUCCCUCCUGGGACAGUGCAUGUAUUUCGGCCUGUCCUUUAGCCGGGUGGGGGCGGACUUCCGGGGGCAGCUGGCGGCCAUGUUCCAGAAGGUGGCAGCCGCGGCGUUCCAGAAAGCAACGUGGGAAGCGGUGGAGGAGUUCCGGGAGGACAUGAACGCUUACACUCUGGUGGCACUGCCGUCUGUGCUGGGCGGGAUGGCCCCCCCUGUCGGCUCCGGGGCCCAGCCCGAAACCCUGCAGCCCCCCAUGAGCCUCCUGGACUUCCACCCUCUGGCCCACUUCCUGAACAACGUCCUGACUUCCUUCAACGAGCUCCGCCUCUGCUGUCCUCUAGGCCUCGCCCGUCAUGUCUCCGCCCACCUGCAGGAUGCCCUUCACACGGUGACGCAGCAGCUGGUGGCGUUCCAUCGUGCCGAGGAGUCGGCCUUCAGCGAACGCGAACGCGAGCUCUUCGUGCACAUGUGCCACGUGUACGCCCAUGACCUUUUACCGUUCAUCAACCGCUGCCUGCAGACGCUCUUUCCACCCCAGCAGAUGGCGCUCGUCCUCGGCGUUCCGGCCUCCCAGCUGCACGCGUUGGAGCGCUUGGGCCGAGUGGACGUGAAGGAGCUGGUGGAGCCGCUGGGAUUCGUGUUGCCGAAGGAAGACUCGGCCACGGAGCCGAGCGCCGUCACGUCGGACUCUCUGCCGCCAGAACCGGCAAGCGACCCGGAUCCCGUGGCUGGAGAGACGGAGCCGGAGACGAGCACUGAAGUGACCGAGCAGACGUCAGAGGAAGGCUUGAAGGAAGGCGGGGAUGCGUUGUCAUGGAAACCGUAAAUGUGAGCGUUGAAGGAGCCGGAUGGACUCAUCGCUGCCACCGAGUGGUCAUUGCUAUUGCUAACUCAUCACCGACCAAUCAGAGAAGACCUUAUUGCUAUUGCUAACUGUGGCCACUGACAGGCUUAAAUCAACGUAUAUAUUCAUAAAUACAGUACAGGUUUGCAGCUUCACGGUUUUUCAAAAAUAUAUGAAUAAAACAUGCAGUUUCAUAAUGAAAUACAGUCUGUUAUAUAUUUUGUGUGUACUUUGCAUAAAUGUAGCAUUUUCAAAUGGCUAAAUCUACAAUGUAGAUGUCUGCUGCUAACACGUGGUAUUCUACACUGGUCAUUAUGAAUUAUUAAUGUUGGGCAAGACCCAAGCACCGGAACAACAGGCAUUUAUUGCAGGUUUGAAUUCUCUCACAAUAAUUCCAACGUGCUACUAUUGUCGCCGUGACCUACAACAAAGUAAAAGUCAACUCGCUGAACUCCAGACAUCACUUCCUGUCCAACAGCGGAACAUAUUUAUAGCAAUACAGGUAUAAAGGUGAU